This is a messenger RNA of Centropristis striata (black sea bass), 1470 nucleotides long. Its product is annotated as immunoglobulin superfamily member 21-like. Bases 1 to 1470 code for a protein of 489 amino acids. The record is from RefSeq and is a predicted model, not a curated record. Gene Ontology annotation, biological process: heterophilic cell-cell adhesion; homophilic cell-cell adhesion. The transcript is spliced from 10 exons. Gene Ontology annotation, cellular component: adherens junction. Lineage: Eukaryota; Metazoa; Chordata; Actinopteri; Perciformes; Serranidae.
AUGUCUGGUCCUCUCACUCUCUGCUGCCUCCUCGCUGCUCUCAGCCUCACGCUGACCGCUGGUUAUUUAACCGUCUCCAUUGAGCCUCUUCCUCCUGUUGUCAUUGGAGACACAGUCACACUGAAGUGCAACUUCCAGACGGACGGUAGCCUCCGGGAGAUCGUUUGGUUUCGGGUGAGCACACAGGUGACUGAAGGAGGCAGUGCCAAGCAGAAGAUCUUCACCUAUGAUGCCAUGUACAACACCAGCUACUCCCACAUGGAGGACCAGCGGAGACGGGAGGACCUGGUCUACCAGUCCACUGUGAGGCUUCCUGAGGUCCAGAUGGAGGAUGACGGCCUGUAUGAGUGCCACGUAGGAAUCUAUGAGAGGAGCUCCACAGACAGAGUGAUCCUCGCCUCCGGCAGCAUCAGCCUCACUGUCAUCGUUCCUCCUAAGUCUAUCUCUGUGGUGGCCGCCAACAGCCCGGCGCCGUUCAGCCGCUACGAGGCCCAGAACUUCACUCUGGUCUGCAUAGUGACAGGAGCAAAGCCAGCUCCGAUGGUGUACUUCAAGCGGGAUGGUGAGCUGAUUGAUGUGGUGCCAACUGCACAGUUUUCCUCCCCAGUGGACGACCAGAGCAAGGGCCCAGGUCUAGAGAACAGCUGGGACAAGGCCCAGUCAGGGCUCUGGAGCUCCCGGGCUCUGACCAGUCGAGACCUCGAUGACACCAAACUCCACAAGUCUCUGUCCACUCUGGAACAGCAGGGGAAGCCUGCCAGGCUGGGCCAGGACGGUCCCGAACAGGACGGCGAGCAAGCCGAGUCAGAUCCUGAGCCGACCACUGAGGUGAUCCCUGAGACGGUGGUGAGCCGGGAGUUCCCCCGCUGGGUCCAAAGCAGCGACCCGCUCUACUACUUCCAGCACCAGCAGCAAGCGACAGGUGAUGGCACCAUGGAGGUGAGAGCCAUGCUCACCUGGAGCCUCAACCCCCAACUGGACAACGAGGCUCUGUUCAGCUGCGAGGUCAACCACCCGGCUCUGUCCAUGCCCAUGCAGGCCGAGGUCACACUGGCUGCUCCCAGAGGACCCAAGCUGUCCAUGAGCCCCAGCAAGGCCCGGGUGGGGGACACGGUGCGGAUCCUGGUCCAGGGCUUCCAGCUGGGACCUUCUGCUAGCGAGGUCUUCCCUGAGCCCAUCUUCACCUGGACCAAGGUUGGAGGUCCUCUGCUGGAUGGCAGAGAGGAGCAUGAUGGGAGGGAGCUGGUCCUGGAGAGAGUUCCUGCUGAGCUCAACGGAUCCAUGUUCCGCUGCACCGCCCAGAACCCUCUGGGCUCCACCGACACCCACACCCGCCUCAUCGUGUUCGACAACCCAAGAUUGAAGAAAGGAAAAGAACAUUUUAUUGCCAUCGAUGCAGCAGUCACUCACUGCUCCCUCUCAUUCACCUCCAUGCUGCUGCUACGGAGCUUCACCUGCCAGCUGACGUGA